ACAUUAUUUAUAAUUACCAAACAAAACUUUUAUUGUUUUUUGUCUUGGUCAGUAAAGUAAAACAAAAAUAAAUCCCAUCAACAGUUCAUCUGUGGAUUGGCUCAUGCACAAUUCCGAAAAAAAAAAAAAAAAAAAAAAAAAAACAAUUUGGGAUUAAAUUGCAAAUUUGUCACAUUCGGAUUGCAGCCCAAUCAAACCGGGAAGUUUGAGUAGGCACCUUCAAUGACGUAUGCAGUCGACACAUGCUUCUACCUCAGUGGAUGGAAGUAAAACAUUAAACGUCCUUUGAUGCAGCGUAAAAAAUGUAAAAUGAUUUCUCAUUAUUAACGCUACCUAUUGAAGCGCAAUAUGGGACCACACGAAAUCAUAUGACCAUUAUCUGUUCCCUGUUUUUUGUUUUGUGUGUGUUUAACGUUACAUGCGGAAACGAUUAUUUCGACGCGUGCAUUUUGAGUGUUAGCAAACGCUUCUCGAGUCUCGCCUCUCAAUGCGCAGGCACUGCUGGCUGUCCUCUGAUCUAAUCGGCUUCAGUGACUCGGUUAUUUCGUACAUUUUUGAUUGACUGUUGGUCAUGAUGUUGGGUUCGUAAUGGAUGUAACAAAGCAGGCAGCAUCAGCAGCACGUCAGGACUGGAGCUUCAGUGCAGUAAAGAUAGAAUGCAGUAAUGGCCAGCCAUGACCCACUGUAGUGUCGGACAGAAGAAUGACAGAGAGAGAAAAUCAUGGGGAAAUACCAUCCCAAAUAUAUUCCGGUCUUUACUCUGCUGGCACUGUCAGGACUUCUUUUCCUGCUGUGGAACAUCGCCUCGUUGGAGAGCUGGAACUGCCAGACAGCAUCCACCUUCUAUCAACUUCAAAACAGUAUCCAGUCAGUCUUGAAAACCUCUGAAUUUCUUCUCCCCGUGGAGUUCAACUACUCAUUCUGUGCCCACCUUGGUCAGGAGCCCUCCGCAGAGGAAGCCAGGGAGGAGAGAUAUCUUCUCAAAUCUAUCGCCUGGCCAGAGCCAUCCAUACUAGGACUGCCGUUGCGUCAAAGUAGCGAUCCUGCUCAGAGCUAUUAUACUAUUCAAAACACUGGAGAGCUGCAGGUUGGUGGGCAGCUUGCAGUGAAGGUACAGCUGCAAAACUUUUUGGGCCAGCCCAAAAAACACGGAGGAGACUUCCUAGUAGCACGACUUCACACACCGGAGCUGGCGGCAGGUGUGGCGGGGCGGGUAAAAGACCACAACAAUGGAAACUACACUGUAUAUUUCCCACUGCUUUGGGCAGGCGUUGUGCAGGUGGAACUGACCAUGAUUCACUCCAGUGAGGCCGUGGUGAUCCUCAGGCGACUGAGAGAGGAGCAAUCGGACCGAGUGUUCUUCAAGAGCCUCUUCCGCUCAGGGUACCUCUCUGAGACCACUUUGUGUAAUUUGUGUCUGCCACUCAAACAGCGGCCGCUUUGCAACUACACAGACCCACAGACCGGAGAACCCUGGUUCUGUUAUAAGCCCAAGAUGUUGGACUGUGAUACACGGAUCAACCACUCAAAAGGGGGGUAUAAGAAACACCUUCUCACUGUUUAUGAGUCACAGUUCUUCCACAGUGGAGUAAAUAUCAAAAUCCCAAUACAUUCUUCAGGGGUGGACAAUGUGACUGUUCUACCUGCUUCUGAAGUACGAACCAAAGGGAAGCACCGUAAAUUCACUCCUUCCGGUUACUACUACCAGGGAUCGUGGAAGCCGUUGACUGGUGUCGUCAUGCGUCAGUUCAAUAGCUCCUCUGCCAUUACCCAGUGUCUUAGAGGGAAAAUGGUGUACAUGUAUGGAGACUCCACUGUGCGACAGUGGUACGAGUAUCUCAUUGCCCAUGUUCCAGAGCUUAAAGAGUUCAACUUUCAUAGCCCGAAGAAUGUUGGCCCGUACAUGGCAGUCGACAGCAACCACAACACACUGUUGAGAUACCGCUGCCACGGGCCGCCGAUCCGCUUCACAUCCGUGUUCUCGGCUGAGAUGCGCUAUAUCUCAAAUGAGCUGGACGGCUUACGAGGGGGCUCGGACACGGUGGUCGUGAUUAGCAUCUGGUCACAUUUCAGCACUUUCCCAGUGCAGGUUUACAUACGGCGCCUGCGCCACAUCCGCAGGGCGGUGAUCCGGCUGCUGAGCCGAGAACCAUCGACUUUGGUUCUGAUUCGCACAGCCAAUCUCCAGAAGCUGGACCCUGAGUCCAGCAUGUUCAACAGCGACUGGUACUCUCAACAGCUUGACGCAGUGCUGCGAGCCAUGUUUAAAGGUCUGAAUGUCCAGCUGGUGGAUGCCUGGGAGAUGACACUGGCCCACCACCACCCUCAUCAGCUACACCCUCCUCCUGACAUUAUAUCAAACAUGCUGAACUUUGUCCUUUCCCACAUCUGCCCAGUAAGGAGAAAGAGAAGGCAUGGCUAAUGCAAGGCUAAACCGCUCUAGCAGUAUUUGAGGAAUAUAUAUUUUAAGUGGAAUUUCUAGUCUCCUUUAGAGAGGGGAACCGGAUCAGCGCUGGGAAUUGAACUUGGGUCACCCGAGGUGCAGUUGCACUGUAUGGCGGAGCGUUGCCUCGUGGAUAACAUUUGUGGGCAAUCUUGAGGAACUGGUGAGAGCCCGUUUGCUAUUUAUUCAUCUGUUCGGGCUUGCAAAUGUUCAUAAAGAUUUUAUUGUUCAGAAAUAUAAAA
Pimephales promelas (fathead minnow) is the source of this 2685-nucleotide messenger RNA. It is a transcript of the gene nxpe3, whose product is annotated as neurexophilin and PC-esterase domain family, member 3. The record is from RefSeq and is a predicted model, not a curated record. NCBI's taxonomy places the organism in Eukaryota, Metazoa, Chordata, Actinopteri, Cypriniformes, Leuciscidae.